AUGGCAAGUAAUGUAACCAGCAACGAAGCUGAAGUGAAUAUGGAGAAGAAUCAAGAAUACACGAGUUGUGCAAAUUCCGUUGUAACGUGUAGCUCUACAGCCUCACGCAAGCGGAGGGCAGAACUGCGCCUCCGCCAGCUGAAAGAAAAACAAGAAACAGAGCGCAGAAGCGAAGAGGCUCGCCGGGAGCUCGAACUGCAGUCGGCCCGGCACGAGCUAGAACUUGCUGAGAUUGAAGAAGAAGAUUCCAAAGACAGAGGAGAGCUAUCCUUACUCGACGAGCCAGCAACCGAUGUUCGAGUUGAAAAUUACGUGAAGGACUUACCUGACAAUGCAAUUAGUGAAAAUCUUUGUGAUAAUAUACCAUCAAGACAAAUUUAUUCUCAAAACGUUUAUGGUUUACCUAAACCGGAGUUGAUUAAAUUUAGUGGGAAUCCUGCUGAUUAUUGUAAAUUCAUCAGCAAUUUUGAAACCAAUAUCGAGGCUAGGGUAAGUGACAAUAGAUUAAAAUUAAAUUAUUUAAUUCAAUUGUGUCAGGGUGAAGCAAAAUAUUGUAUCGAAGAUUGUGUAAUUUUGUCUCCGGACGAAGGCUAUUUAAGGGCUAAAGAAAUCCUUAAAUCUAGGUACGGGAAACCACAUUUAGUGGCCCGGUCCCAUGUGGAUAAUUUAGUAAAUGGCAGUGCCAUAAAAAGUAAUGACGUAAAGGGUCUAAUGAACCUGUCACUCCAUAUGGAGAAAUGUCAUAUGACCUUGACACAGCUAGGUUUUAUGUCCGAUGUGAAUAAUACGGAAAACCUACGCAAAAUAGUUAGGAGACUUCCACUUCACAUUCGGUCCCAGUGGGUCGAACGUGCAAGUAGCCUGAUAGAGCAGGGGCUCGAACCAAGUUUUAACCAUCUUCUAACCUUUGUUAGGGAACGGUCAAGUGUAGCCAAUACAAUGUAUGGUUAUGACCUUGCGAAUGAGUCAAAACAAACAGCGAAUUCGCAAAGAAAUUCCCACAUAAACCCUUCUCAGCGUAAUAAAGUAGUUACACUGUCCACUGGCUCUGAUAAGAGAAAUUCAGGUAAAUCUCCCUUAGAGAAAUCCGCUAGGGGACGAUUAUCAUGUAUUUAUUGUAAAAAGGCCCAUAAAUUAAGGGCAUGCGCAGAGUUUCGCUCCAUUGAUAUUGAUUCAAAGCUGAGAGUUAUCAGAGAGCAUGAAAUGUGUGAAAACUGUUUGUAUUUCAAACAUGUUGCCGAAAAUUGUAGGCAAAAUAGUUUUUGUGAGGUUUCAGGUUGUACCGGGAAACAUAAUACAAUGUUUCACCGAGAUUCUAGUAAAAUCAACAAAUUUACAAAUGUUGAGGAUAAAUAUGUUGCGGCUUCCGAAUCGAGGUGUAAACAAAACAAGGUAAGUUUACGCAUAGUUCCUGUCGUCGUCGGAACGAAAACUAUGCAAGUAGAAACGUAUGCUCUCCUUGAUGAAGGGAGCGAUGUAACGCUUUGUAGCGAUAGCCUUGUAAAAAGGCUCGGGGUUGAAAGUAAACCUUGUAAGUUCACGUUAACUACAGUGAACAAGUCUGGUCAAAAUAUAAAUGGCAAAGAAGUUAAACUACAGGUAAGUGCAUUAAAUGGGGGUCAGGUCAUUGACCUUCAAAAGGUAUGGUCUGUAAAAACCCUGCCUAUAUCCUUGCAGUCGUUGCCAGACCAGUCUGUGACAGGUAAGUGGAAACACCUUAAUGGUAUCAAUUUACCGAAAAUUGAUGUAAACAAAGUUGAGUUGCUUGUGGGAAGCGACACCCCAGACGCAUUCUGGGUAGAAGAGCAGCGAAGGGGGAAUAAAGGUGAGCCCUAUGCAAUAAGGUCAAUAUUAGGCUGGAGUAUUAUAGGACCCACAUGUAAUGGAUCGUCAAAUGAUCAAGGUAGUAUCAAUUUUCAGUUCGCUUCUAGUACACAGUUGCAAAUCGAUAAGUUAUGGGCAACCGACUUCCCAGAUGUCAAGAGCUGUGGCACAGGGAUGUCACAGGAAGACCGUCGUGCACUUUCAGUAAUGAAAGGUACAGUAGUAAAGGAAAACGGUCAUUACAAAUUGGGACUCCCGUGGAGAAACCCAGACGUAAGUCUUCCAAAUAACGUGAAGAUGGCUACGGUAAGACUAUCUCAUUUGAAGCGAAAAACUUCAAAGAGAUAA
Molecule: messenger RNA, 2172 nt
Organism: Ruditapes philippinarum (Manila clam)
Lineage: Eukaryota; Metazoa; Mollusca; Bivalvia; Venerida; Veneridae
Exons: 1
Coding region: 1-2172 (723 amino acids)
Source: RefSeq, a predicted model, not a curated record